AUGAUGCGUAUAUAUCUUUGCCCCAUCUCUCUCUCUCUCUCUCUCUCUCUAUCUAUCUAUCUCUCUCUCUCUCUCUCUCUCUCUCUCUCUCUCUCGCCUAUCCUUUUUGAUUCACUUACACGUUUUUCAUUACGUCUUCUUUUCCCUUGUAAUUUCCCAACUUCAUGUUCUUCUAAAUAUCUUCUUUCACUUUCACUUUCACUUUCUAUAUUCUGUCCUAAAGGGAUAUCUUACUUUUCUUAUGUUAUUCUUCGUUGGUUAAUAACUUCUUUUUCUUUUUGUUUUUUUCUUUCUGGCAUUUUAUCUUCUUUCUUUUUUAGUAUCUUAUUCCUUCUUUUCUCUUUUCUUUUCAUCUAUUUUUCUUUUCUUUUCUUUAUUCUAUUUCAUCAUUUUUCGUUUACAUAUUUCUCUUUCUUUUUUCUUUUUUCUUCACUUUCUUAUUCUUCGUUAUUCUUUCUUUGUCUUUUCUUUCUUUACUCUAUGUUUUCUUUUUCUCUUUCAAUCUUACUUCUUCCUAAUUUUUCUUUGUUUUCGUUUCCUCUUUUUCUCGUUCUUCUUCCCUUUCCUUUUUUUUUUUUGAUUUUUGUUUUCUCAUUUCUUUCUUUCAUAACUUUUUAUUCUUCGUUUCUCUUUUUCAUUCCCUUAAUUUUUGUUCUCUUUUCUUCAUUUUCUUUUUCUUUGUGUUAUUUUCAUUUUCGUCUUAAGUUUCGCUUUAAUUUUCUUCUUUUUUUCUUGUCCGUUUUUUUUUCCAUUUUUUCUUCUUAUUUUCUUUUUGUCUUUUCUUCUUCAUUUUUCUCCAUUUAUCAUAUCUCCUUUUUUAUCCCUCUUUUUCCAUUUCCUAUUUCUUCUUCUUCCUUCUUCUUCAUCAGUUUUCAUUUUCGUUUUAUUUUUCAUUGCUUUCUUUCUUUUUUUCCUUUUUUAUAUACCUUUCUUCUUAUUUUCUUUGCGCUUUUUCCCCUUUAUCAUUUCUUUUUAAUUUCCCUUUCUUCUCUUUCCUUUUAUUUCUCCCUGUGUUUCUUCUUCUUCUUCUUCUUCUUCUUCUUCUUCUUCUUCUUCUUCUUCUUCUUCAUUGUUCUCUUUUCGUCUUUUCUUGUUUCUUUUUUCAUUGUUCCCUUUCCUUUUUCCUUUUUUUCUUUUUGGCGUUUUCCUCUAAUAAUUAUUUUUUCUUUCGUUUUCCUUUUCCACUGUCUUUCUUCGUUUGACAUCUUCACUCAGAAAAGUGGAGAAGUCAAACGAAAAAGGACAAUGAAGAAGUUUCGUUUUCUUUUUUUCUUAUCUUUCCUAAUUGUUCUUUUACGUUCUUUCUUUUCCUUUCGCCUUUUCUUUUCCUUCUUCAUUUUUGUUUUCUUUCUUUCCAACUUCCUUAAAUUUUACUUCGUCUUUUUUCUUCAUUUUCUCCUUCUUUUUCUUCAUGAUUCCUCCCUUUCUAUUUUCUUCAUUCUAGACACUAAUUUUUCUUCUACUCCAUUUUCUUUGUCUCUUUUUCUUCGUCCUGCAUUAUUUUUCUUCAUUUUCUUCUUUUCAUUCCUCUACAUCCCUAUUGCAAUCAGUUCAUAUCUAUCUAUCUAUCUAUCUAUCUAUCUAUCUAUCUAUCUAUCUCACUCUGUCUAUACCUCACUAUCUAAAUCUUUUCAUAUCUAUCUUAUUUAUCUCAGCCAGUGUUUCAUUCUAUUUCUUCUUUUUCUUUCCAUCGCCUUUCUUUUUUUAUUUGUUGUUUUGUCCUUUUCUUUGUCUUAUUUGUUUCUCUUAAUCUUUUUCGUCUUUUGGGGUUUUUUUUUCUCAUCCUUGCCACCCACUUACCAGUUCAGCACUAUUUAA
Molecule: messenger RNA, 1818 nt
Organism: Acanthosepion pharaonis
Lineage: Eukaryota; Metazoa; Mollusca; Cephalopoda; Sepiida; Sepiidae
Source: the annotation of a GenBank genome assembly